This is a messenger RNA of Penicillium chermesinum, 1443 nucleotides long. Its product is annotated as URC4/urg3 family protein. The coding region runs from base 1 to 1443 and encodes 480 amino acids. The transcript is spliced from 5 exons. Lineage: Eukaryota; Fungi; Ascomycota; Eurotiomycetes; Eurotiales; Aspergillaceae. The record is from RefSeq and is a predicted model, not a curated record.
AUGGGCCUCUUCAAGCGUAAAGAUUCGCGACACUCUGUGCAGAGCGAUAAGGAUGGCGAUGAGUCCGUCGUCUCGGUCAAUAGCGCUCGCACCUCCAAAACCUCCCUCAAGUCACCCGGUUACAAAGGUGGCAACCAUCCCGCCUCGAUCCCCGAAAUGCCUAUCGCCAGUCCCCCCGAUCCAGCUUUAGACCCCGCGGCGUACCUCCGAAGCAUCCAUGCAGUUCGCCAGCGAGCCAAUUUGGUUAUGACCAGGGCCAAGGGUAAUCGUCUGCAGCAUUUCGACGUGGACAUGUCCAAGUUCAAGGCAACAGCCUCGUAUAUUGUAUCUAUCAUUAAGCGAGACUAUGCACCAGACUAUCAAGACAUUCCCCCCCACGGCCGCUGGCAGCACUUCGACGUGGGGGGCGGCCCUCGAAUCAACCAGCUCUUGCAAUCCUGGCCAACCUCCAUCGACGCGCAGGAGCGCACUCGCCGCCUAAUCGAUCUUUUUGUGGUUUCCGUGCUAUUGGACGCUGGUUCCGGCAAUAAAUGGUCUUAUCGCUCCAAGGAGUCCGGCAAGGUCUACUCGCGCAGUGAGGGCCUCGCCGUGGCCAGUCUGGAGAUGUUCAAGUCCGGUUUGUUUAGCAGCGACCCUACCGAGCCCUGUCAAGUGGAUGGCGCAGCCUUGAAGAAUAUCACAGUGGAGAAACUGGCCAGAGGCAUGCAACAUUCGGAGCAGAACCAAUUGGCCGGGAUCGAAGGUCGCGCGGGACUGCUGGUGCGCCUUUCGGAAGCUCUGAAUAACCAGGAACUGUUCGGUGUCGAUGCUCGUCCUGGAAAUAUGCUCGACUACCUUCUAGGCCACCCUUCUACACUAGCUUCUUCCGUCCCUAUAGUUCCGGUCACAACGCUCUGGUCGGUCUUAAUGGACGGGCUCGCCUCCAUCUGGCCUCCCUCGCGAACUCAAAUCGACAACGUCGCCAUCGGAGACGCAUGGGUGUGCUCCGUUCUACCGCCGUCUCCACCGGCCGCGCCCUGGGAGUCCAUCAUGCCUUUCCACAAGUUGACCCAAUGGCUGUGCUACUCAUUGAUGUACCGCAACGGCGGCCUCUUAAUCGAUAUGGGGCUCUUGACUCUGAAGCCGCAUGACCUCGAGCGUGGUAUCAAUGCCUACCGAGAGAAUGCGCAGAUCAAAGGGCAGCCGAAUGUGGAAGUCGUGCCGCUUUUCUCAACGGAUGACGACGUGAUCGUGGAGUGGCGGGCUGUUACUGUCGGCUUCUUGGACGAGCUUCUGGAUGAGGUGAAUAACCAGCUGGGCCUAUCGGGAACCGAGGAACCAUUAUCACUUGCCCAGAUGCUGGAAGCUGGUACUUGGAAGGGUGGCCGAGAAAUCGCCGAGGUCUCAAGGCCCAACACCAAAGAACCGCCAAUUAUGAUCCGCUCCGAUGGCACAGUCUUCUAG